CAUUUAUCACAUUAUUUCUUUACAGAAUGAUGUCCACUCUAAUUCUCCUUGUCCUCGGCUUUCCUUUUUGUUUCACAGUUCAGGAUGGAUCCCUUUGGCCUGUGCGAGAGUUCCGUGGGGCCUGGAUAGCAACAGUCGCCAACAUAGACUGGCCAUCAUCUCACUCCCUGACAACUUCCCAACAGAAAAACGAACUAAUUACUAUGUUAGAUAAACUCCAGGAGGACAAUUUUAACGCCAUUGUAUUACAGGUGAGAACAUCCGGGGAUGCUUUGUACAACUCUUCUUUAGAACCUUGGAGUUACUACCUAACGGGAAAACAGGGGAAAGCACCCAGUCCCUAUUAUGAUCCUCUAGAAUUUGCUGUGCAGGAAGCUCAUAGAAGAAACAUGGAAAUACAUGCCUGGUUUAACCCUUACAGAGCUAGAAGUGGGAGUUCUUCGACAUCCGGAUUGGCACAUAAUCAUAUGGCACACAGAUUUCCACAAUAUACUUACCCGUAUGGUCAUAAUCUAUGGAUGGAUCCCGGUGCUAAAGUUGUUCAAGAUUUUAUUCUCUCUGUAUUUCGAGAUGUAGUUACUCGGUAUGACAUUGAUGGCGUUCACAUGGAUGACUAUUUUUACCCUUACCCAGUAUCCGGUGUACCCUUUCCAGAUUCUCACACAUAUAGCGCUUACAUUUCAGGAGGUGGUCAGCUAUCAUUGGCGGAUUGGAGGCGUGAUAGUGUAAACACUCUUGUUCAAGGAAUUUAUACUUCAGUAAGAUCCAUUAAAUCUCAUGUCAAGGUUGGCAUCAGUCCAUUUGGCAUCUGGAAAUCCGCCCAUCCUCCAACGAUCCGCUGUCUGUCCAGUUAUGACUCACUUUAUGCAGAUUCUAAAAAGUGGCUGGAGUUAGGAUGGGUAGAUUACCUGACGCCGCAGCUCUACUGGAAAAUAGAUCCACCACAGCAGAGUUAUCCUGUGCUGCUGGACUGGUGGCUACAACAGAACAAGAUGAAUCGUCAUGUGUAUGCCGGAAACUACGCCAGUGGAGUCCAGACCAAAUCGUGGUCAGUAAGUGAGAUUGAACGACAAGUUGGACUGUCACGUGACCGACGUGAUCACCUCAGUCUAGGAAAUAUUUUCUUCAGUGCAAAAAUAUUUUCGCAUAAUACUCAUGGUAUUGCCAAUACUUUUACAUCAGGCGAGUAUUCAACGCCUGCUAUACAACCUGAAAUGGCGUGGCUAACAGCGCCUGCACCAUCAACUCCACAAAAUGUUCAUGCAAGUGCAGACUCCAAACUGCAUUGGUCCUCAGAUUCAUCAAAUACGGUGAGAUCUUGGGCAGUUUACACCUUUAAAGCAGAUGUAUGGGAACUUUUGAAAGUGCUUGACAGAGACACAUUACAAUUAAGCGUACCUGCUGGGUACUACGCCAUGAGGGGUGUGAAUCGUCUGGGGAAGGAAAGUGAAGCUGUGGUUAUUCAUGUAAAUGGUGUUUCAGUCAGUGUUGUUGGGAAAUAAUCAUAAUACAUAUAUUUACAAAUUUUGUA
Messenger RNA from Saccostrea echinata, 1531 nucleotides. Its product is annotated as glycosyl hydrolase YngK-like. The coding region runs from base 27 to 1502 and encodes 491 amino acids. The transcript has 2 exons. The record is from RefSeq and is a predicted model, not a curated record. NCBI's taxonomy places the organism in Eukaryota, Metazoa, Mollusca, Bivalvia, Ostreida, Ostreidae.